GUGAGGAAGGUGACUUCUGCCUGCGCUCGUCGGACUGUGCGGCCGGACUGUGCUGCGCCCGUCAUUUCUGGUCCAAGAUCUGCAAGCCGGUGCUGCGGGAAGGGCAGGUGUGUACCCGGCACCGUCGGAAAGGUUCCCACGGGCUGGAAAUCUUCCAGCGCUGCCAGUGCGCCGAGGGGCUGGUGUGCCGCCUCCAGCGAGAGCAGGGACCCGCUGACGCCUCCCGCCUGCACACCUGCCAGCGGCACUGA
Messenger RNA from Pterocles gutturalis (yellow-throated sandgrouse), 251 nucleotides. Its product is annotated as dickkopf-related protein 1-like. Gene Ontology annotation, biological process: negative regulation of canonical Wnt signaling pathway. Gene Ontology annotation, molecular function: receptor antagonist activity; co-receptor binding. The transcript has a single exon. Lineage: Eukaryota; Metazoa; Chordata; Aves; Pterocliformes; Pteroclidae. The annotation marks the transcript as partial. The record is from RefSeq and is a predicted model, not a curated record.